This is a messenger RNA of Trypanosoma theileri, 495 nucleotides long. RefSeq lists its product as uncharacterized. Gene Ontology annotation, molecular function: RNA polymerase II complex binding. The coding region runs from base 1 to 495 and encodes 164 amino acids. Gene Ontology annotation, biological process: transcription elongation by RNA polymerase II. The record is from RefSeq and is a predicted model, not a curated record. Gene Ontology annotation, cellular component: transcription elongation factor complex. NCBI's taxonomy places the organism in Eukaryota, Euglenozoa, Kinetoplastea, Trypanosomatida, Trypanosomatidae. The transcript has a single exon.
AUGGGUGGGGCAAAGAAGAAGGCCGCAGUGCCCAUUAAGAAGGAGAGUAAAUACAAGAUCCCCUCACGUUUUGAUUGUCCAUUGUGUGAUGCGAAGAACUCUAUCGCCGUGCGACUCAUUCGCAAUACUGGAUCUGCCAAACUACACUGCCGCUCCUGCCGUGCGGGUGCUGGUAAAGAGUACCCACUCCUCCCACUAGAAAAAGCAGUGGAUGUCUUUUUCCGUUUUCGCGAAGAGUUAAUGCAGCAGGAUCGGGAAUUCCUGCAUGAACAUAAUAUUGAGACGGAUGAUAUGACUACGAAAACAGGUUUGGUCCAACUCAUUCCAAAGGCUGCAGUGCCAGCAGCCGCAGCGGCGGGAUCUCGUGGGGAGAAUACAGCUGGUAGAGUAGAUACCAUGCAACGAAUUGAAUUUGAGGAUGAGGAUGACGGCUCGCAUUUCUUUACACCCGCUGUUGCCGCAGAUGAUGAAGACGAUGGUGACUUUGCUUUUUAA